This is a messenger RNA of Cryptotermes secundus, 2078 nucleotides long. RefSeq names its product zinc transporter ZIP13 homolog (gene Zip99C). NCBI's taxonomy places the organism in Eukaryota, Metazoa, Arthropoda, Insecta, Blattodea, Kalotermitidae. Gene Ontology annotation, cellular component: membrane. The coding region runs from base 334 to 1449 and encodes 371 amino acids. The record is from RefSeq and is a predicted model, not a curated record. Gene Ontology annotation, biological process: intracellular zinc ion homeostasis; zinc ion transmembrane transport. The transcript has 5 exons. Gene Ontology annotation, molecular function: zinc ion transmembrane transporter activity.
UUGAGUAGUAUAUAAACAUGUACUGAAAACCAUUCAGUAUCGUAGCAAACUGCUCUGCACCCGUGAGUGCAAGUGGUUUGUUUUGGAAAGAGAGAUUAGAGAAUUACGGCGAUAUCUGUCGAUCUUUAAAUGCAAUCCACUUGAAGUGAUAUAGAUAUUUAAACUGAGCAUUUCAUCUGUCGGAUUUUAGCUCUUAUUUUCGUAAGUUGUAAGUUAACUUGUCUGCUUGGAGAAGACAGAAUAUUGAACAGAAUCGCCAUAGUGCAACUACGGUGGUUAUCUUCUCGGAGUUUUCAGAAGAGAUAGAAUACGAAUUUCGUGUGCGUGGUUAACAUGUGCUCAAUGGAUGCCAUGUCAGAGGCAGAUACGCAGUUCCUAAGAAACAAUACCAGUGACGGGGACAUUUGGGGUGUUUACAAAACAUUCGCAAGUGACUAUAUACCGGAUGCAUGGAUUCCAGUCAUAUCAUUACUUCGAAAUUCUGAAUAUAAUCCUUGGCUGUUCUCCAUGAUUGGAUCAGCAGUAAUCGGUCUCAGUGGUGUGUUCCCCUUGCUUGUCAUACCGAUAGAAGACGGAGCCAACCUAAAAUCUGGAGGUGGUGCCCGCAGUUUGCGAGUCCUGCUUAGCUUUGCUGUAGGAUGUUUGUUGGGAGAUGUGUUCCUGCAUCUCCUGCCGGAAGUUUGGAUGGAACAACAGCAAACUCUCGUUGACCCACUUAUUUCACAUCCAUCCAUGAACAAAGGACUAUGGGUGCUAGCUGGCUUGCUGAUCUUUAUUGUACUGGAGAAAGUAUUCACUUCUGUGCCAGGAAAUGUGGACAUCCAGAAGGCAAUCACAGACAUAAAUAUUAGACAGGAAAAUGGAUACAUUCUUAAUAACAAUGUUAAAGAACUUGUCAAUGGUUAUGCAAAUGGCCACUGUGCAAGUGUAAGGACAACAUCAAACACACAUGAGAAAAUGUCCCUCAUUACUCCACUCAAAUCAACAUCUAGAAAGGUGAGUGGGUACCUGAACCUAAUGGCCAACUCAUUUGACAACUUCACUCAUGGUCUGGCAGUGGGAGGCAGUUUUCUUGUAUCUUUCCCUCACGGCGUCCUGACGACUCUUGCCAUCCUCCUCCACGAGAUUCCUCAUGAAGUUGGGGACUUUGCCAUUCUCCUGAGAUCAGGAUUUUCACGAUGGGAUGCAGCACGAGCCCAGAUUGCUACAGCAUCUACAGGAGUUAUGGGUGCUCUCACAGCUGUGGCUCUCAGUGGGGCAACAUCUCCUGUUGAAGCUCGGACAUCGUGGAUACUGCCAUUUACUGCAGGUGGGUUCCUGCACAUCGCACUAGUCACUGUGUUGCCAGAUCUUCUUCAGGAGGAGAACCCCAAAGAAUCACUGCUUCAUUUGGCAUCCUUACUUGCAGGAAUUGGCAUCAUGGCAGCUCUUAUUGUGGUUGGUGAAUAGAUGAUCGUAGUCGUUCAGUUGGUGUUCCAUUUUGAACAAAGGGACAGACAGCAGUUUGCUUAUCUGUUUCCCAUUACUCUUAUAAUCAACAUGAUAUUGUUUUACUUGAGUAGAAGCCAUGGCUUUCUGUUGUCUUAGGGACAUAUUUUAUUCUGCCUUUAUAAACAGGAUAUAGUAUUAUUAAUAUAUUUUGUACAGCCAAGGAAUUUAAUUGGUUGGUAAUGAUAUUGAAAGAUAAUUUCAUUUCUCUAAAUUCUUAGGUCCAUGACUACAAUACAAACCCAUAUGUGAUGAUUCCAGAGCAUUGGUGAUGCAGUGCACAUUGUAUGAAUAUAUGUGCAAAUGUGUGAUUUGUGAUUUGGAACUAAAUGUCAUUUUUACUCUGAAUUAAUUUUGUCUUUUGUUUUAGUAGCAUAAUGGAGAGCACUGCAAGAUGUAAAGGAGAUGUUUAGUUACAUACAGUUGAGCGUUGUUACCAGUGUACAUGUACAAAUUACACAUUCUAACAGCUGUGAUUCGGACUCAUGGUAAUUUGAUCAUGAAGGGUGCUUUAACAAGUAUUUUUGUGCAGUUUCUUAAUGAUUAUAUGAAUGCAUAAUGAUUUUGUUGUAUAAACUUCUUGUAAUUUA